This is a messenger RNA of Peromyscus eremicus (cactus mouse), 1997 nucleotides long. RefSeq names its product WD repeat domain 89 (gene Wdr89). The record is from RefSeq and is a predicted model, not a curated record. Gene Ontology annotation, molecular function: protein binding. Lineage: Eukaryota; Metazoa; Chordata; Mammalia; Rodentia; Cricetidae. The coding region runs from base 100 to 1260 and encodes 386 amino acids. The transcript has 2 exons.
GCGGAGAUCCGGCCGGCCGUGGGCAGAGCGUGGUUUUUCUCCAGCUCCAGUGUGGGGUGUGCUGCCGAGAGCUGUAUCACUGCGGAUGUUGCUGCUGGCAUGGAGAGGAUCGAGGAACAAUUUGCCAAUCUACAUAUUGUUCGACGUUCCUCGGAACCGGAAGAGCCCACUUACCUGCUUGGUAUAGACACAUCGAAGGCUGUCCAAGCGGAACAAAGGAGCUUGGUUGCCGUUCUGUGUUCCAAUGGGUCGAUAAGAAUAUAUGAUAAAGAAACGCUAAAUGUACUGCGAGAAUUUAGUGGCGCUCCCGGACUUCUUAAUGGAGUCAGGUUUGGGAGUUCCUGUGACAGUGUCUAUUCUGCGUGUACAGAUGGCACUGUGAAAUGUUGGGAUGCCCGGUUAGCCAGUGAGAAGCCCAUGCAGCUGUUCAAAGGUUACCCUUCCAACGUUUUCAUCAGCUUUGAUGUCAGCUGCAACGAUCACGUCAUUUGUGCUGGUACAGAAAAAGUUGAUGAUGACGCAUUGUUGGUGUUCUGGGAUGCAAGGACCACAUCUCAGGAUUCGUCUACCAGAGACCCCCUUGGUGCCUAUUCAGAGACACACAGUGACGAUGUCACUCAGGUACGGUUCCAUCCCAGCAAUCCCAACAUGGUCGUCUCUGGUUCAACUGAUGGCCUGGUAAAUGUGUUUGAUAUCAGUGUCGAUAACGAAGAGGAUGCCUUGGUUGCCACCUGUAACUCCACUUCAUCAGUGAGCUGUAUUGGUUGGUCUGGAAGGGAUUAUAAACAGAUUUACUGCAUGACACACGAUGAAGGAUUUUGUUGGUGGGAUCUGAACCAUUUGGAUACAGAUGAGCCAAUUACAUGUUUGAACAUCCAGGAUGUGAGAGAAAUAACUGAUGGAAAGGAAGGUCUUUUGGACUACCUGAUCGGUGGCCUGUAUCAUGAAAAGAUGGACAGGUUGUUUGUUAUUGGAGGAACCAACACAGGAAGGAUUCACUUAAUGAGCUGCACCGUGUCAGGCCUGAGCCGGGUGACCAGCCUUCAGGGGGGACACGCAGCCACUGUUCGCUCUUUCUGUUGGGACGUUUCUGAGGACUCUCUGCUGACAGGGGGAGAAGACGCACAGUUGUUGCUCUGGAAGCCUGGAGCUAUGGAGAAGACCUUCACAAAGAAGGACACCUUGAAAAUAGCUUCCUCUGUGCAGCAGCGAGUCCGUGUCCACAGCAGCAGUUCUUACAAGAGACAGAAACAGCAGUGACGUCGCCGUGCUGGGUAUUUGCAGGCUCUUCCAGUUUCAGAUCAUUUUUGCUACCUGUAGCAAAUGUUUUUAAAGCUUAUCUGUAAAAACAGCAAUUAGCAAACAGUCCCAGACAAAUAUUGAGAAUGAUUUAGCGUGUGUCCUGACAUACUCUAUGAUGUUUUUAAAGCUUCCAGUUGAGUAUAAGAAUCAGUGAUUUGCCAGGGAAAUUACAAGCCAAGUUUUGAAACCCAUGUGUUGAGUUAGUCAAUGUUGGGUUUGAAGAAACCUCUCUGAAAUGGACUCUUAGAUAGGUGGGGAGACUAUGAAAUGGCUGCCUUGGGCUAUGUCUUUUAAGCUCAAACCUUUUACAUUUGAAAUUAUCUUCAUUGUUCAUCCAACAUCAGACUGUUGAGUAACUUGAGGAGCUUGUGCUUGCUCACGGCACCUAUUCCAUCAAUCAGAGUAUCGACUAAGCCUUCUAGUGAGUCCAAACAGAAUUUUAUUUUUUUAGGAAUGAAGGAUAGUAUUUUCCUAAAAUGAGAGAAAUAUAUUUAGUAAAUACUUGCAUUUGUACUUUAAUACACUCUAUUUACACUUGGGUAACUGACACCCAGGUGCUUUGCUGAUGAAAAAUUAUCUCACUAGAUUCAUUUUGAGACUUAGAGUAAGACAGAGAAAUGAAAAUAUAAUAGCAGGGCUAUUCUGUUUCAAAUUUCCUUUCAAUAUGUGAUUAAACUUUCUUAUUUCACCCAUGA